Molecule: messenger RNA, 871 nt
Organism: Drosophila hydei
Lineage: Eukaryota; Metazoa; Arthropoda; Insecta; Diptera; Drosophilidae
Product: cytochrome P450 4d10-like
Exons: 1
Coding region: 246-842 (198 amino acids)
Molecular function (GO): oxidoreductase activity, acting on paired donors, with incorporation or reduction of molecular oxygen; monooxygenase activity; heme binding
Source: RefSeq, a predicted model, not a curated record
UUUAAAAAACGUUUAAUUUGCAAUGGUUGUUACCAUUGGAAAUGCAGCUAUUACAUGAACGUACAGACUGUGGCUGCAAACCAAUGUACCCAAUUUGUGCAAAGUAUGCAAUAAUUACCAAUAGAAUAGACAUUAAUCUAGAAAUUAACAGAUAACCUUCUGACUAGACUGCAGCUGAUUGCGAAUCAUAAAAAAGUUGGGAAAGUUCAUUCAAAUGUUAAUUGUCGAUUGUCCACAGCAGAGAAAUGUCUCUUUCGCUGCCGUUGCUCAUUGCUGCCGUGUGCAUCGUCGUAGCGUUGACCGGGAUUAGUUGGCUGCCAUUGAGUCUGUGGCUGCGCAAGCGCCGCCGAACCCAUGAACUAGCUGCCCGGCUGCCCGGACCACGCAAUCUGCCGUUGCUUGGACAUUUUCAUAUGUUUUUCGGCUUGGAGCCUUGGCAGGUGCCGCAGCUAAUUGGCCAGCUGGGAGAGCAAUAUGAUGGCACCUUCAAGCUCAAAAUGGGUAGCAACUUUAGUCUGAUGAUGUUCCAGCCACGCGACAUUGAAGUUGUUCUAGGCAGCAGCCAGCUGCUGGACAAGGCCAUCGAGUACAGUUUCCUACGCGGCUGGCUUAACGAUGGCCUGCUCCUGAGUAGCGGUCACAAAUGGCAUCGCCGUCGCAAAAUCAUCACGCCCUCCUUCCACUUUCGAAUCCUCGAUCCUUAUGUGGAGAUCUUUGAUAGGCAGACUCGACUGCUGAUUCAUAAAUGGCAGCAGACCCUUGGCCAUUCCUUCGAUCUGGGACAUGCUGUGCAUCUAUUCACCUUGGAUGUCAUUUGCGGUGAGUCAGAGACGAUUCCAUAGGAUUCUAGACACCAUACUAAGAUAUAAUA